Molecule: messenger RNA, 3210 nt
Organism: Enhydra lutris kenyoni (northern sea otter)
Lineage: Eukaryota; Metazoa; Chordata; Mammalia; Carnivora; Mustelidae
Product: GPN-loop GTPase 2
Exons: 5
Coding region: 233-1165 (310 amino acids)
Cellular component (GO): cytoplasm
Molecular function (GO): GTPase activity
Source: RefSeq, a predicted model, not a curated record
AACGUCGGGGGGCGGGACUUCCUCUCCGGGCCCCGCCGUUUCCGACGUCGUCCGGAAGUCGGGUGCUACUCCGGUUAGUACCGGGCCAUUGGUCCCCUUCCACUGCGCGGGUACCCGCACUUCCUCCGGGGAUCUACGUCGAUCCCCAUCGAAGUGCGCUCCGGGGAUCCCGUCUCCUUCGGCUCGUGUCUCUGCCGAGCUUAUCUGCCCCGCACGGGCCAGCGUGCCGCCCAUGGCUGGCGCCGCCCCGACCACGGCCUUUGGGCAGGCGGUGAUCGGCCCGCCCGGCUCUGGGAAGACCACUUACUGCCUGGGCAUGAGUGAGUUCCUGCGCGCGCUGGGCCGGCGCGUGGCGGUGGUGAACCUGGACCCAGCCAACGAGGGGCUGCCUUACGAGUGCGCCGUGGACGUGGGCGAGCUGGUGGGGCUGGGCGACGUGAUGGAAGCGCUGCGACUGGGGCCCAACGGCGGCCUACUCUACUGCAUGGAGUACCUGGAGGCCAACCUGGACUGGCUGCGUGCCAAGCUAGAUCCCCUCCGCGGCCACUACUUCCUCUUCGACUGCCCGGGCCAGGUGGAGCUCUGCACGCACCACGGAGCCCUGCGCAGCAUCUUCUCUCAGAUGGCGCAGUGGGACCUCAGGCUGACUGCUGUUCACCUGGUGGAUUCUCAUUACUGCACAGACCCGGCCAAGUUCAUCUCCGUACUGUGUACGUCCCUGGCCACCAUGCUGCAUGUGGAGCUGCCCCAUGUCAACCUCCUCUCCAAGAUGGACCUCAUUGAGCACUAUGGGAAGCUGGCUUUCAACCUGGACUACUACACAGAGGUCCUGGACCUCUCCUACCUGCUCGACCACCUGGCUUCUGACCCUUUCUUCCGCCACUAUCGUCAGCUCAAUGAGAAACUCGUGCAGCUCAUUGAAGACUACAGUCUGGUCUCCUUCAUUCCUCUCAACAUUCAGGACAAGGAGAGUAUCCAGCGGGUCCUGCAGGCGGUGGAUAAAGCCAAUGGCUACUGCUUCGGGGUCCAAGAACAGCGAAGCCUAGAGGCCAUGAUGUCUGCUGCCAUGGGAGCCGACUUCCAUUUCUCCUCUACCCUGGGCAUCCAGGAGAAGUACCUGGCACCCUCUGACCAGUCCGUGGAGCAGGAAGCCAUGCAGCUGUAGCAGCAAGCUGGAGGUCAAGAGGCGUAACCCUGCGCCAGAGAACAUGACAGCGGACAGCUCAGCAGACUGCAGAGCCGAGAGCGAUCUUCCCAGCCAGAGCCGAGCACCCACCACCCCUCAGUGGUCAUGAGCUCUCAGUGCUAUUGCCAGGAAUUUGGUGCUGGCCCCACUUGGCCUGUGAUGGAACAUGCUACAAAUACAACGGUUUAUUUUCUACUUUUUGAAACUUUAAACUUUUUCCAACCAUCCAGGCCCAGAGAGCUGAGGCAGGACGAGAGGGAAUGCCACCUUUCCUCAAAGAGUCAUUUCUUUAUACGGGGCAGACUGUGCUAGAGGCCUGACAUGUGGACUCCAGUUGUGCGAUUUUGUUAAUAGUUGGUGAUACUCGAGCUUGAGCUUUCAUAGGCAACGCUUCUGGCAGAUCUGAACGUUUCAUCUUCAUGGUAUUUAUUUUACGGUUGUAUUCCUUUUUGGCAGGUGUUAACUAGUUCUCCAUUUGUAUGAGUGAUUAAAGGUUUACUUUGAAAUUGUAUAUAAAAAGUGAGUUAUUUAAAGAAAAAUAUUAAGUAUAUAACAUGACAUCGUGAGGAGUGUGGCAAAAAUGAACAUGGCUUUGGAGUUGAAACUGGUUUGCUUUUGCUCUUCUUGUAACUGGUUGAGUGCAGUUCAUACUUUUGACCAAUAGGUGGCAUCCCAGGCCUUUUUUUUUUUUUUUUUUUUUUUUUUUUUUUUUGCAGCCACAGCCUGGAGGCAGCAGGGGACAGAUGGUGGUUGUGCCAGAAGUCAUAUUUGCAGACAGUUGGUCCUGUUAACACUCGAGAAGGGCUUGGCAUUUUACAAAGUGCUUCCACACACAUGCUUCUCAUGGGGCUCUCACAGCAACUCCUGGAGAUUGAGACAAGACAGAAUAUUAGGAAGCCUCAUCUUACAGUGAGGAAACAGAUGAGGAGUUUGAACUUUGGUCAGCCUAUCUCAUUGUUCACUUCGCUGACUUCUUAAUUGUGAAUUCUAGAUAGUGAGAAGCCACAGCCCUUCUCCCACAGGACCUGUAGCCCAUCAGGAGACAGAAUUUAAACACCUGUAGAGUAUUACUGAAUCAGCAAUCAAAGGGAUGCUAGGUCACUGGUGGUUUGGGCGACUGGAGAAUUCGACUUAGGAAAAUCUGUUCCGAAGUGGCAUUAGACAGCAGAAGGCAAAAGUGAGGGGCCAUGAGGACGCUCCUCUAGCUGGGUGUAUAUGAAAGCAGGCGACCUCCACUCCCACGCUCAGCUGGAUAGGGGAUAAUAACUAGGUGCUGCUUCCCCAGCCUCUUUCAUCUGAGAAGUUCAAAGCACCACACCCCUAUUAACACCCUGCAGUAGGUGGGGAGUAUCAACAGAGCAAGCCAGGUAAACUGAGGCCAGGAGGCACAGCCUGGGGAUGACUGAGUCACCGGUGGGGCCUUGAGCCCAGGAAUCCCGACGCCCAGGUUGCUGGACAAAUCCCUCAUCAGGUAGGCUGAGAGGGUGGGUGCUGUUUUUGAACAUAGUACCAAGAGCUGUGGUCAGGUUUUCUGACGCUCACCCCGUCACCUUGGCUCUCACCAAAGCAAGCCAGCUGGAAGGAAGGUGUCAUUUGAACUUUAUGGCCUUGUAGCCAAGCCCUCUCAGCAUGUAUUUGCCAUAGUCUUGAAGCAGGGAAGAUGGAAGUCAUCCAAAACUUAAUUUUCAGGCCUUGGUGUGACGGCAAGGCUUUUUUCUCCUCCAGUAGAUGGACCUCUGUUCACCUUCUACUGAUGGCAAAAUGAUUUUCUGCCAUGCUGGGGAGGGGACAGCACAAUGUGGAAAAGAAGAGACACCUGGGUCUGUCUGUACAGCAUGAAGCGGGCACGAGAAAGACAAUCCUGCGAUGUGGCUGGCAGGGGGCAACCAUUCUUGAAAUUUCUUUUUUUUCUUCCCUGAUAGAAAAGUAAAAAACUUGGAAAAUGAAGUCACCCAUAAUCCCAUAACAUGAAUAAUCAAAAAUACUUGUAAUCUAUAAUAAACUUUUUAUUCAAAUGUUUAAGA